UGCUAUCGACAGUCCCAACUUGUUGCAAGGGGUAAGAUGGCGCUCCGAACGGUCCUUCUCGUCGUGUGUUUCAUGGUGAUACUUCUCAUGACGGGAUGCCUAGCGCGGCACAGACGUCGACAUCACCGAGCAAGCAGACGACGUCCACCGCUGUCGGAGUUCCCCCCACGCCUGCACGCCCAGUUUGCCACCGUUGCCAAUAACUUCACGUGGAAUCUGUACAAACAGUUAUCCUCUGGUCGGAAAAACCUCGUGUUCUCCCCUGUCAGUGUAUUCAAGACUGUGUCAAUGGUCUACCUCGGAGCAACCAACGUCACGGCUAAAGAAAUAUUCAAUGCAGUGGGAUAUGAGAUUUUAAAAAGACCCAGAAAAGUUCGUAAGGCCUUCCGCCAUUUUGCCGAAAUGAUGCGCAGACCUAUGCGCAAUGUGUCGUUCCAAGUCGCCGAUGCACUGUAUGUCCAUGAAUCGAUUCAUCUGAGAAACAGAUUCGUCAAACGGAUGAGGAAAUUCUAUAAAGCAAAAAUACGGACAUAUAAUCACAACACGAAGAACGCAGCAUUGUCUUCGCUGAAGAAAUGGAUCAAAAGAAACACCCGAGGCAAGCUGAAUGACUUCAAGACGAAUUUAUCAGUGAAAAGCAAAAGGUCGUUGUUGUUCAUGAACGCCGUAUAUUUCAAUGGCUCUUGGGACAUGUUGUUUGACCGUACCCUGACCAACCGCACCAUGUUCGACGUCAACAAACACACACGAGCCGAUGUCGACAUGAUGUUUUGUGACUGGAGGUACUAUUAUAAAAUUAACCCUGACCUUAAGGUCAAGGUCAUCGAAAUACCAUAUGACUCACACAGGUUUAGUUUCUAUAUAAUUCUACCCGAUGAAGUCAAUGGACUUGAGGAACUAGAACGCAGAUUGACAUCUACGACAUUUCAGAAUCUCAUAACAGACAUGAAAGGACCAGCACGGUUUCAUUUGCGCAUGCCGCGUAUGAAUCUCAUGAGUGACCUUGACCUUAAACCCCAUUUGAAGAAAAUGGGGAUCAACGAUGUGUUUGAGAAGAAGGCAGAUAUGUCGCCAAUAGAUGGCACUAAGAAUUUGUUUGUAGAUCACGUGAUGCACAUGUCGGUUCUAGACGUGGAUGAAGGCGGCAGUGUGGGGUCAGGGGUCACCGGGGCAGGCAUAGCUCUGAGGUCAGUGCCCCCGGAGUUCAUUGCCGACAGACCCUUCAUGUUCGUGAUUAAAGACAAAUUAACCAAAACUGAUUUAUUCAUGGGCAAAUAUUCAGAUCCACGUGCCUCGUAAUUAUGGAGAAUAGUUUGUUCUUGACCGACUUUAUCAGGACAACUCCCGAACCUCCUUCGAGAAUACGGACCUAGUGUGAGGUGGACGUGGAAAGCAAAACAAUGCAAUUUUUUAAUGUGAUUUUUCUCAUUGAUGAGGAUGGUGGUUUGAUAUGUACCGGAGAGUCACACAGAUGUGACAAUAGUGUAGGACACGGGUCUCAAGACAGCACUCCGCGUUCAAGUCAGUGACUGUAUGUUCUACAGGGACGCAGACAAACAGUGGUGUAACAGUUCGACUGACCCUCAGGCAUACAGUGGUACAUCGUUUCAGCAGGUGUUUAUAAUAGUAUUAAUAAUUAUAUUAUGUUAUAUAUCAUGUAUUAUUUAUUAAUGUCGAUAGCAACAGUAAAUCAUUUUUUGUAACAUUUCAAUAUUUUGGAGUCGGCGGAUUGUUAAUUAACUUUUAUAUGGUUUGGCCAAAAACGGAUAUAAAACGUCCUGGUGCGACUUCUUUAAAAUAUGAUUUAUUUUCGAAAUAUUUUUAUUUGUGUUGUCUGCUGUAUUCAGUCAGGUGUAGCUAUCGGUAGAGAAGUGGCAGAUGUUUCCCGCUGAUUUGUCUUCAGAUAGAUACAUUUAUCAAUAGCAAUUAGCAAGGUAACAUCUCAUAGCAUAGAUAGUAGUAUAUACUGUGUCUAUAGCAAGAUAACCCUAUUAAUCCGGACGAUCCCAGUGAAACUGUCCUGAUUAACGAAAUUCUGUAUAAACGAGUAAUGGCUACAUUGUGUCAUCCUUUUGAUUAUAAACAUUUUUUCCAGAACAAAAUCGAUCGGUAAUGUUGGUUCCCGGGCUGACGGGGUAUUAUAUUUAAUAUCACCGUGCCCAUCGGUGCAUUAUGUCAGUUAUGUCACCAGUCGUAUGACAGUUGACAUCCAGGUGCUGUGUAGUGACAUCCAAACAGGUGAGGGAUGCUAGUUAGUGGCUGACCCCUCUGUGCCCAAGCAUUCAGCGUUUAACCCCAAUCUAUGGUCAGUGUGUUCCCCUCACUACAUAUGGGAAUUUCCAAUUCAAAAUUCAUACAAUUGCAAGUUGAAAUAUCGUUUGGUCAUAUCGCCCCUCUGCGAAGUACGUAUUAUGUCGGAAAGUGCACGUUAAAUCUUUUAAUCAGCAUCAGCAUCAGCAUCAGCAUCAUCGUCGUCGCAAGCGACAUUGUGGAAGCUACAGGGAGUGGAUGGGGCACUUAAGGGACACUUUGAACCUAUGACAUGUGUUGUUCGUCUUGAAAACAGAUAGUAUAUUUUAGGAACAGCUAAACCUUGCAUUAUAUAGGACAAGGACCGGAUCAGGUCGGUAUAUUUAUAUAAGCUAUAAGGUUUAUUUGGGCACACACUUGUUACUGAGUUUGGUCAAGUUUGAAAUAGAAUUAAAUGAGGCCAACUUAUUCAGAGGCAGGCGGAAGUGUUUGUAGGCACGCUGGAGAGUAGGAGUGGAAUAACAGUUUUAUUGCCUACAGGCUCCUUCACUCACUAUCACAGAGAAAGAAAAUGGAAAAUAAUGGAACUCUUUGUCUCUCAGAUUACCGUAGUGUAGGGAAUAAAUCGGUGUACAAUUCAGUAUGGGGGUAAACGGGUGGAAGAGUGACCCUGUCGUGAUGAUCGCAGAACAACAUGAAGGCUCAAAGCAUGAUUGAUAUUCAGAUAAUUCUGACAGUGUUUAACCUAAUUUUGAUACAGUUUACAUAUAUACCAUUGACUAUAAUAUGUUUAUUUUUUUUAUUUACGUUUACCUCAACAUCUUUGUUUUGUGUUUAUUCAUUCAAUGUUAUAGUUGAUUUAAAUACUGGUAUGGACAUCCACAUAAACACCAGUUACAUGGCAGGUACACUUUGUGCAAAUCUUGAAACCGGUUGUAUGUUUUGUUUAUUGUCUGUAUAUUUCCAUAUUAAUGUUGUGAUUAUACAGGUGGUCUUAUAGUACAGGUGACCUUGGUAAAAGCGCUGGAAUGUCGAACUAUGAGUGAAUGGGGGUUUAAGCGGUAGUGUGCUUUGUAUCCGGUAUUUACGGUAGUGUUCAUUGCCGUUUCUCCCUGGAUUAGUAACAACUUGGGUAAUGUAUGCAUGAACCUGAUGUUGAACCAUGUUCAGGCAGGUGUUUUGUAAGUAGCUCAUUUAAACAGUACCCAUGUAAGUUUAUUGUAACGCGUGAGUGUAAUACCCGACCCUGUAAAAUAUGGAACCUGUCAUGAGCGUUUCCGUUCCAAGGCAAAAUGUCCAGGGCCCACUUGCACAAAGCGAUCAUAGCGCUACGACUAUCUUAAGCCUAUAUUGUAACGCUAAGAUUGCUUUGUGCAAGUGGGCCCAGGUUAACAAAUAGCCCGAUUAAGAAGUGUUCGGAUUAACAGAAUGUCUGGUUUAACACAUGUCCAUGUCAACUGAAUAUCGAUUCAGUGGGUAUGGAGUUUAUCAUCUGAAAACCAGGAUCCGGACAAAUGAGUGUUUGCUGUAAGAAGGUUUAGUAUGACUUUCAACCAAGACACGACAUGUGACGUUCAGGGCCUCCUUUCACAAAGCACUAAAGUGAUAACUUGUUUAAUCACUAAGGUAACCUUAGUGCAAUGUUAAAGAAUGGGAGUUAAGGUUAACCUCAGUCAUGGUUGCUUCGUGAAAGAAGCCCCUGGACUAAGACACAAGCGAGGUAAUCUCCCGCUGACUUACAUUGUUUACGAUACCUGCCGAUGGCUCUUGUGAUGCAAACUUUACAAACAUUUAUUCCUAUGUGCUACAGUUACAUUUUGACUUGUAGUCCGAUAGUUCUGGGAAGUACGAAUCAAUGUGUGUGUCCUUUAUGUGUUGUGAUCUCACGCCGUUCAUUCCAUAGACAAACGCAGUGUCAGCUGAUUGUGUCAAGCUUUUUGGGAAAUGGUCUGUGUCAACAUUUUCUCAUGGAAUAAACAGAUUAUCACUUUUCGGA
Messenger RNA from Haliotis rubra (blacklip abalone), 4246 nucleotides. RefSeq names its product leukocyte elastase inhibitor-like. The coding region runs from base 37 to 1299 and encodes 420 amino acids. Gene Ontology annotation, molecular function: serine-type endopeptidase inhibitor activity. The record is from RefSeq and is a predicted model, not a curated record. The transcript has 3 exons. Lineage: Eukaryota; Metazoa; Mollusca; Gastropoda; Lepetellida; Haliotidae.